AGGAAGAAAAAAAGGGGGGAGAAGCGGCGGACCGAGGAGCUGACCCACUGGAGAGCGAUGCAAGCCACUGCGGUCUGGCUGGCCUCUGCAAAGGCGCCCGCAGCCCGCCUGGUGGAGCCGCGGAUUGGCUUCCAGAGAACUUAACAUUAAAGAGAGACAGAGAGAGAGAGGGGGGCAGCAUCCACCAAUUUAACUCUUCUUUGCAAGGGAUUCUUAUAUUUAUUCUUCCACCUCGCUUCUUGCUCCAUCGGAGCUCCAGAGUUAUCCCCCCGCUCCUCCUCCCCCUCCUCCCUCCACAGUUUGCAAAAGGACGAUGAGGUUUGCAACCAAACUUUCCUCGCCUGCGCUUUGUUCCCGUUGGCGACUGGCGGCCCGGAGGAUGCCGAAUGCGAAAUAAUCAUGGGGAGAGAGAAGAGGAGAAAGCAGAGUCUCCCCGGCGAAGGAUUGCAACAGCGGCGCCUUUGAUUCUUCCUCCCUCCCCCCCCGCCCUGCUUCGUGCCUCCCGCCCAGCGCAGAGCCGUCAGCGGUGGUUCCUUCUUCCUUUCUACCCCACCCCCGUUUAAACCACGGAAUACCAUCCACCAGCAGUUCCUCGUUUUGCACACCGAGCCGCAAAAUCAACAGGCAACAAGAGGGAAGGGGAGGAGGCAGCAGUGGGUGCACUGAGCCGUGAGCUAUGGAUAUUCUGUGCCCACUGCUCCGUUUGCUGCUCCUUCUCUUGUGGACUCGGGCUGGAGCCCUGAUCAACCUGAAGUACUCAGUGGAGGAGGAGCAGAGAGCCGGCACCGUCAUCGCCAACAUCGCCAAAGAUGCCCGAGACGCAGGCUUUGUGCUGGAUCCCCGGCAGCCCACCGCUUUCCGCGUGGUCUCCAACUCUGCCCCACACCUGGUGGACAUCAACCCUGGCUCGGGGUUACUGGUCACCAAACAGAAGAUUGAUCGGGACCUACUUUGCAGGCAAAGUCUAAAGUGCGUGAUCUCAUUGGAGGUCAUGUCCAGCUCCAUGGAGAUCUGUGUGAUCAAGCUGGAGAUCAAAGACCUAAAUGACAACGCGCCCAGCUUCCCCACAGACCAAAUUGCGCUGGAGAUCUCUGAGGCUGCCAGCCCGGGGACCAGGGUACCAUUGGAGAGUGCCUAUGAUCCGGACUCGGGCAGCUUUGGGGUGCAGAGCUAUGAGAUCACACCCAAUGACCUCUUCGGCUUGGAGACCAAGGUGCGUGGAGAUGGUUCCCGCUUUGCUGAGCUGGUGGUCGAGAAGAGCCUGGAUCGUGAGACUCAGUCUCAUUACAGUUACAUGAUCACAGCUUUGGAUGGGGGUGACCCACCCAACUUUGGCACUGUGGAGUUGAACAUCAGGGUCCUUGACUCAAAUGACAACAACCCUCUCUUUGAAGAGCCCGCCUACACAGUGAGCGUGCCAGAGAACGCUCCCCCUGGCACGCCUGUCAUCCGCCUCAAUGCCACAGACCCUGAUGAGGGCACCAAUGGGCAAGUGUUGUAUUCCAUUCACAGCUUUGUGUCUGAAAAGGCCAGGGACCUCUUUCAAAUCAACCCCCAGACGGGCCUGAUCACGGUUAGUGGUGCAAUUGACUAUGAGGAAGGUCAUGCCUACGAACUGGAUGUGCAGGCCAAAGAUCUUGGCCCCAGUUCUAUCCCUGCGCAUUGCAAGGUGACUGUCACUGUGCAGGAUGCUAACGACAACCCCCCUCUCAUUAAUUUGCUCUCUGUCAACAGCGAGUUGGUUGAGGUCAGUGAGAAUGCGCCUCCGGGCUACGUUAUUGCAUUGGUGAGAGUAUCUGACCGGGACUCUGGUGCCAAUGGCCGGGUGCAGUGUAAACUGUUGGGCAGUGUGCCCUUCCGCCUGCAAGAGUAUGAAAGCUUCUCUACUAUCCUGGUGGAUGGGCGUUUGGACAGGGAGCAGAGGGACCAGUACAACCUCACCAUCCAGGCUAAGGACAAUGGGAUCCCAACUUUGCAGGCCACCAAAUCCUUCACUGUCAAGAUCACAGAUGAGAAUGACAACCACCCUCAUUUCUCCAAACCUUACUACCAGGUCAUUGUGCAGGAGAACAACACCCCUGGGGCCUACCUCCUUUCAGUUUCUGCAAGGGACCCUGAUCUAGGCCUUAAUGGCAGCGUCUCCUAUCAGAUUGUGCCGUCCCAAGUCAGGGACAUGCCUGUCUUCACCUAUGUCUCCAUCAACCCAAACUCGGGAGACAUCUAUGCCUUGAGAUCCUUCAACCACGAGCAAACCAAGUCUUUUGAGUUCAAGGUCUUGGCCAAAGAUGGAGGCAACCCCUCCUUGCAAAGCAAUGCCACUAUCCGAGUUAUUGUCCUGGAUGUCAAUGACAACACCCCUGUGAUAACCGCUCCUACUCUAGUCAAUGGGACUGCAGAAGUUUACAUCCCCAGGAAUGCUGGGGUUGGCUAUUUGGUGACGGUGGUCAAGGCAGAUGAUUAUGAUGAAGGGGAGAAUGGCAGACUUUCUUAUGAGAUGGCAGAAGGAGAUAGAGGAUUUUUCGAGAUAGACCAGGUCAAUGGUGAAAUAAGAACCACCAGAGCAUUUGGGGAAAAUUCAAAGACUGCCUAUGAGCUGAUUGUGGUGGCCCACGACCAUGGGAAAACAUCUCUUUCAGCUUCUGCCUUGAUUUUGAUAUAUAUUUCUCCAUCCUUGGAUGCCCAGGAAUCCAUAGGAUCUGUUAACCUGUCCCUGAUUUUUAUUAUCGCCCUGGGUUCCAUUGCUGCCAUUCUGUUUGUCACCAUGAUCUUUGUAGCAGUAAAGUGCAAACGGGAUAACAAAGAAAUCAGGACCUACAAUUGCAGAAUUGCAGAGUACUCCUAUGGGCACCAAAAGAAAUCGAACAAGAAGAAAAAAAUCAGCAAGAAUGACAUCCGCCUGGUGCCACGGGAUGUAGAGGAGACCGAUAAAAUGAACGUUGUGAGUUGCUCUUCCCUCACGUCAUCUCUCAACUACUUUGACUACCACCAGCAGACCUUGCCUCUGGGUUGCCGCCGAUCUGAAAGCACUUUCCUCAAUGUAGAAAACCAAAACAACAGGAACACGGGGUCCAACCACAUCUACCACCACACCUUCACCGGCCAGAGCCCUCAGCAGCCAGAUCUCAUCAUCAAUGGGAUGCCACUUCCGGAGACUGAAAACUACUCUUUUGAUUCCAACUAUGUGAACAGCAGAGCUCAUUUAAUAAAAAGCAGUUCGACAUUCAAAGAUCUGGAGGGGAACAGCCUGAAGGACAGCGGGCAUGAGGAGAGUGACCAGACAGACAGUGAGCAUGAUGUCCAGCGCGGGCUGUACUGUGACACAGCUGUCAACGAUGUUUUGAAUACCAGCGUCACCUCCAUGGGGUCUCAGGUGCCUGAACAAGAUCAGAGUGAAGGAUUUCAUUGCCGGGAAGAGUGCCGGAUCCUUGGCCAUUCUGACCGAUGCUGGAUGCCCCGGAACCCUGUGCCCAGCCGAGCAAAAUCCCCUGAGCAUGGAAGGAAUGUCGUGUCCCUCUCCAUAGAAGCUACCACUGUGGAUACAGAGCUUUACGAAGACUGUAGCACAAAGAGAACUUUUGCAACAUUUGGCAAAGAGGGGAGUGAACCUGUCUCCGAGGAGCGGGGCCCAGUCAACUCGAAAGGUAAAAGAACAGUGGAUCCGCCCAUCUGUAGCCCAAAGGUAAACGGUGCAGUCCGGGAGGCAGGGAAUGGUUGUGAAGCUGUCAGCCCCAUCAUGUCGCCUAUCCACCUGAAGAGCCCCUUGUCUGGCAAACCAUCAGUGUCCUACAACGUAAUGCACUGCCCAGGAAGUCGCGACCUGGAGCCGUUUGUAAACAAUGGCCCUUCUCGGCCCAUUGAGGCGGAGCCGAGGGGUGCAGACAGUGAAAAUAUCAUGCAUGAGAUUAACCCUCUUCUGCAAGAAUGUAGAGAGAAGGACUCACCUGGUGUGAAGAGGCUAAAGGACAUAGUACUCUAAAUUGCACUGUAAAGGAAAGGAAACAACAGUACUGGAUGUGUGUAUUGUUUCUAAUGGCUUACUGAUGGCUCACAAAUUCGCUGUAUUUAAAAGCUUUCCCUAAAUGUAUUGUUUAUAAAAAAAAUAUGAAGCUAUCA
Lacerta agilis (Sand lizard) is the source of this 4113-nucleotide messenger RNA. RefSeq names its product protocadherin 19 (gene PCDH19). Gene Ontology annotation, molecular function: calcium ion binding. The coding region runs from base 677 to 3976 and encodes 1099 amino acids. The transcript is spliced from 6 exons. Gene Ontology annotation, cellular component: plasma membrane. Gene Ontology annotation, biological process: homophilic cell-cell adhesion. Lineage: Eukaryota; Metazoa; Chordata; Lepidosauria; Squamata; Lacertidae. The record is from RefSeq and is a predicted model, not a curated record.